GCGGCCGGGAGGCUGUGGCCCCGCUGUGGUUGCUCGGUGACAAGUGGGAACCGCCUCCGCCAUAAUGGCAGAAACAGCUUCUCCCCUGAAGCACUUUGUGCUGGCAAAGAAGGCGAUUACUGGGAUCUUUGGUCAGUUACUGGAGUUUGUUACUGAAGGCUCACAUUUUGUUGAAGCAACAUUUAAGAAUCCAGAACUUGAUCGAAUAGCCACCGAUGAUGAUGUGAUAGAAAUACAGGGAUAUAAAAACAAACUUGCUGUCAUCGCUGAGGUACUGUCUCGAAGACACAUGAAAGUGGCAUUUUUUGGCAGGACAAGCAGUGGAAAGAGCUCUGUUAUCAAUGCAAUGUUGUGGGAUAAAGUUCUCCCAAGUGGAAUUGGCCAUACAACCAACUGUUUCCUGAGUGUUGAAGGCACCGAUGGGGAUAAAGCCUAUCUUAUGACAGAAGGAUCAGAUGAGAAAAAGAGUGUGAAGACGGUUAAUCAGCUGGCUCAUGCCCUUCAUAUGGACAAGGACUUGAAAGCUGGCUGUCUUGUGCAUGUCUUUUGGCCAAAGGCAAAAUGUGCGCUCUUAAGAGAUGAUCUGGUUUUAGUAGACAGUCCAGGCACAGAUGUUACUACAGAGCUGGAUAGUUGGAUUGACAAGUUCUGCUUGGAUGCUGAUGUCUUUGUUUUGGUUGCAAACUCUGAAUCAACGCUCAUGAACACGGAAAAACAUUUUUUUCACAAAGUAAAUGAACGACUUUCCAAGCCUAAUAUUUUUAUUUUGAAUAAUCGUUGGGAUGCUUCUGCAUCGGAGCCAGAAUAUAUGGAAGAUGUACGUAGGCAGCACAUGGAAAGAUGCCUAAACUUCUUGGUUGAGGAGCUCAAAGUUGUGGAUUAUUUAGAAGCAAAGAAUCGCAUCUUCUUUGUUUCAGCAAAGGAAGUUCUUAGUGCUAGAAAGCACAAAGCACAGGGGAUGCCGGAAGGUGGUGGAGCACUUGCUGAAGGAUUUCAGGCAAGAUUACAGGAGUUUCAGAAUUUUGAACAAACAUUUGAGGAGUGUAUCUCGCAGUCAGCAGUGAAAACAAAGUUUGAACAGCACACUAUCAGAGCUAAACAGAUACUAGAGACUGUGAAAAACAUAAUGGACUCAAUAAACGUGGCCGCGGCAGAGAAAAGAGUAUAUUCAAUAGAAGAGAGGGAAGACCAAAUUGACAGAUUGGACUUUAUUCGGAACCAGAUGAAUCUUUUAACACUGGAUGUUAAGAAAAAAAUCCGAGAGGUUACGGAGGAGGUGGCAAAUAAGGUUUCCUGUGCAAUGACAGAUGAAAUUUGUCGACUUUCUGUUUUGGUUGAUGAAUUUUGUUCAGAGUUUCAUCCUACUCCAAGUGUAUUAAAAGUUUAUAAGAGUGAGUUAAAUAAGCACAUAGAAGAUGGUAUGGGAAGAAAUCUGGCUGAUCGGUGCACUAACGAGGUCAACACGUCCAUGUUUCAGUCCCAGCAGGAGAUUAUUGAAAAUUUGAAGCCAUUACUUCCAGCUGGUGUUCAGAAUAAACUACACACACUAAUCCCUUGUAAGAAGUUUGAUCUCAGCUAUGACCUAAAUUGCCACAAGUUGUGUUCAGAUUUUCAAGAAGAUAUCGUAUUUCGGUUUUCCUUGGGCUGGUCUUCUCUUGUCCAUCGUUUCUUGGGCCCUACGAAUGCUCAGAGGAUGCUUCUUGGAUUGUCUGAGCCUAUGCUUCAGCUCCCUAGAUCUUUAGCGUCUACGCCGACUGCUCCUGCCAACCCAACGAUGUCCGAUACUGCAUCACAGGAAGAACUUAUGGUGACCUAUCUUUAUGAACGGCUCUCCUGGACCACCCAUGCCAAGGAGAGAGCCUUUAAGCAGCAGUUUGUGAACUAUGCAACUGAAAAACUGCAGAUGAUUGUUAGCUUCACAAGUGCGAACUGCAGCCAUCAAGUACAGCAGGAGAUGGCUACCACUUUUGCACGCCUGUGCCAACAAGUUGAUAUUACUCAAAGACAUCUGGAAGAAGAAAUUGCUAGAUUAUCCAAAGAAAUAGAUCAGUUGGAGAAAAUACAAAAUAAUUCAAAGCUCUUACGAAAUAAAGCUGUUCAACUUGAAAAUGAGCUGGAAACUUUUGCUAAGCAGUUUCUACAUUCAAGCAGUGAAGAAAACUCUUGAGCGAUUGCUUCAGUGACCACCGCAGAGGAGCAGAGUUUGGAAGAUUGGAACAGUAGUUAUUUUUAUGAAAUGACUUUAAAUAUGAAUUAUACUAACUUUACCUAAGUCACAAAACCCUGUGCAGAUUCUGGUAAUGAUAUCUCAGGGUGUUUGUGUUUUGGAAGAGUGUUGUAAUGUGUUGCUGUCCUUCGUUUUAAUUUGAGGUAAAGAAGAGGCCAAAUCAUUUACUAUUUUAAAAUAACCAAUUAGCUAAAAGCAACAGAAUCAACAAGUAUACCCCUGAGGGGUGGGGCCGUGAGCUCUUCAGGAGGGCUUUCUUGUUUCUGAUUCUGAAAAGCUCUGCGUCCUGGCAUCCAGGAGGCAGACAAGGCUCCUUUCACCUUUUUCUCAGAACUAAUUUUUGAUGCCUGCUUUAAUGGGAAUGGUUCUUUGGUUUAUCAAUAGCCUUGCUCUAGUCACCAAGGAGGAAUUUGGAAUGUUCUCGAGUGUUUUAUUAUUCAAGUUACAGUCACCUUUGCGGUCAUGGCAAUAAUGUAAACCACUAAUAAAUAUGCUGUUUUUACUCCCUCUUUGAUUCCCAUUAAAGCUGAUAUAAAACAACA
Molecule: messenger RNA, 2769 nt
Organism: Echinops telfairi (small Madagascar hedgehog)
Lineage: Eukaryota; Metazoa; Chordata; Mammalia; Afrosoricida; Tenrecidae
Gene: MFN1
Product: mitofusin 1
Exons: 17
Coding region: 65-2167 (700 amino acids)
Biological process (GO): mitochondrial fusion; mitochondrion localization
Cellular component (GO): mitochondrial outer membrane
Molecular function (GO): GTPase activity; GTP binding
Source: RefSeq, a predicted model, not a curated record